UGACACCGUCAGAGGAGGGGAGGCAGGCGGGAGGGCGGGCUUUGCCUGUCGGCGCGGAGAAUGGAGUAAGGGAGAGACGUAAGGAGGGAGGUGCGCGGACGGGACUCGAGGGCUGGACGGCGGAGAGCGAGCCAGCGAGCAGGCAGCGGCGCUUCGCCGAGGGAGGCAGCUCGACGGAGGGAUCGAGAGGAGGAAGAGAAAGAAUGCCCUAGGGACGGACGGCGGGACCGGGCUGCUCGCUUGCUUGCUGCUGCUGCUGCUGCUCCUUCCACGAGCGGAGCGGAGAGAGAGAGAGAGAGACACCCGGGCGCGCCUCCUGCCAUUGACAUCCUCGCCGCAGCGCCCUGACGGAGCUUGUCAAUGGAGCUGGAAAACAUCGUGGCCAACACGGUCCUGCUCAAAGCCCGCGAAGGGGGUGGAGGAAAGCGCAAAGGGAAAAGCAAAAAGUGGAAGGAAAUUCUGAAGUUUCCACAUAUUAGUCAGUGUGAUGAUCUUCGAAGAACAAUAGAGAGAGAUUACUACAGUUUAUGUGACAAGCAGCCAAUAGGAAGACUUCUCUUUCGGCAGUUCUGUGAGACUCGCCCGGAGCUUGAGUGCUGUAUUAGAUUUCUUGACUCGGUGGCAGAAUAUGAAGUUACUCCGGAUGAAAAACUAGGAGAGAAAGGCAAAGAAAUUGUGAUGAAAUACCUCAUCCCAGAGUCUCCAGUUUAUGUAGCAGAAGUCAGUCAAGAUCUUGUCCAGCAGACAGAAGAAAAACUUGAAAACAGUCCCUGUAAAGAGCUAUUCUCACCUUGUGUGAAAUCUGUUCAAGACUACCUAAGUGGAGAACCUUUUCGAGAAUAUUCAGCCAGCAUGUACUUUGAUAGAUUUCUCCAGUGGAAAUGGCUGGAAAGACAACCAGUAACGAAAAACACAUUUAGGCAGUACAGGGUAUUAGGAAAAGGUGGAUUCGGAGAGGUAUGUGCUUGCCAAGUACGAGCAACUGGGAAAAUGUAUGCAUGCAAAAGAUUAGAGAAAAAAAGGAUAAAGAAGAGGAAAGGUGAAUCCAUGGCCCUAAAUGAAAAGCAGAUUCUAGAAAAAGUCAAUAGUCAAUUUGUAGUCAACUUAGCCUAUGCCUAUGAAACAAAGGACGCACUCUGUUUAGUUCUAACCAUAAUGAAUGGGGGUGACCUGAAGUUCCACAUCUAUAAUAUGGGGAACCCAGGCUUUGAGGAAGAAAGAGCCUUGUUUCAUGCAGCAGAGAUUCUUUGUGGCUUAGAAGACCUGCACAGAGAGAACACUGUGUACAGGGAUUUGAAGCCAGAAAAUAUCCUGUUAGAUGAUUAUGGCCACAUCAGAAUAUCUGAUUUGGGUCUAGCUGUUAAAAUCCCUGAUGGUGAAUCAAUCCGUGGACGGGUAGGAACAGUCGGUUACAUGGCUCCAGAAGUCUUGAAUAACCAACGAUACACCCUCAGCCCUGACUACUGGGGGUUAGGCUGCCUGAUCUAUGAGAUGAUUGCAGGACAAUCUCCCUUUCGCGGAAGGAAAGAGAAGGUGAAGCGAGAAGAGGUAGACAGGAGAGUCUUGGAGACCGAGGAGGUGUAUUCCCAUAAAUUCUCUGAGGAGGCAAAGUCUAUCUGCAAAAUGCUACUGACCAAAGAUGUGAAGCAGAGACUGGGUUGUCAGGAGGAUGGUGCAGCCGAAGUAAAGAGGCACCCAUUUUUCAAGAGCAUGAAUUUCAAACGCUUAGAAGCAGGAAUGUUGGACCCUCCUUUUGUCCCUGACCCCAGAGCAGUGUACUGCAAAGACGUGUUGGACAUAGAACAGUUUUCAACUGUCAAGGGAGUGAACCUGGACCAAACAGAUGACGAUUUCUAUUCCAAGUUCUCCACAGGCUCUGUUUCUAUUCCAUGGCAAAACGAGAUGAUCGAAACGGAAUGUUUUAAAGAACUAAAUGUGUUUGGACCAAAUGGUACUAUCUCACCAGACCUUAACAAAAGCUACCCGCCGGAACCGCCGAAGAAAGGAUUGCUGCACAGAAUAUUUAAGCGUCAGCAUCAGAACAAUUCCAAGACUUCUCCAAACUCAAAGGCCAGUUUAAAUCACCAUAUCAAUUCCAACCAUCAACACUGCAGACUAGUGUCUUCCCCCUGUUUUGUUACAGGCCUUGCAUUUAAUGCAACCUCAAACAUACAGUCAAGAUCUGCCAUCUCUAAGGACGCUAAUACACUAUGUCUGGGGUUCAGAAUGUCAUGGGACCAAUGCUGUUGCUAUUUGCACUUUUUUGUAGUUAGAAUUCCCUUUUAUGUCUGUUGCUGAAAAGCCCCCCCCCCGCCCCCCCGCCGCCACGUAAAGUCCCUCCUCUCUCCCCUCCGCCACAAACCCACCACCCCAAGCCUGUUUCCAGUGUUUCUGUUAUUUUUGCAAGAUCAAGAAGAGCAAACAUACAUGAGCUCAGACACAGGAAACCACCUGCUCUCCACAUCAGAAACUCAACCUUUGCUGCUCAUGUCAAGAAGAUGCCAAGAAAAUGACUUGAUAUUAUCUCCAGGUGGAGUUUUGCACAGGCCAUUGAGAAAGGGUGCUGGAUUCAUGUUGGAUGUUGCAGUAAUAAACUUGUGACUCCCGAGUUCCUAUUGCACUGAUCUAUAUAGCUCUUGCUGGUUCCCGCCCUUGUAUACUGCAUACCAGGCACAAGAGCAGAAUCGGUAUGGUUGAUGCAGUCUACCUAUCAGCAAGUAUGCCCAGCUCUCUUCCUCUUCCAUACACAACCUUUUGUUUUGAAGUAAAGAGAGUCUCAAACCACGAAGCCUUGCUCAAAAUGGCAGCUUCCUCACAUGACAGUACAUCUUUUCUAUUCCAUGUCUAUUUUGCCAGGAACAUCAGAGACUUCAGAAUAUAACUUCA
This is a messenger RNA of Podarcis muralis (Common wall lizard), 2886 nucleotides long. It is a transcript of the gene GRK5, whose product is annotated as G protein-coupled receptor kinase 5. Gene Ontology annotation, cellular component: cytoplasm. The record is from RefSeq and is a predicted model, not a curated record. Gene Ontology annotation, molecular function: ATP binding; G protein-coupled receptor kinase activity. Gene Ontology annotation, biological process: regulation of signal transduction; protein phosphorylation; signal transduction. Lineage: Eukaryota; Metazoa; Chordata; Lepidosauria; Squamata; Lacertidae.